UGUAAUUGAAUUUGUGGUUUAGAAUUAUUUUUCAAGAUAAAUUUGCACAUUUAGAAUUUUUAACUCUGUUUGAGUAUAAUCAUUAAUUUUCCUGUGAAAUAUUGUUUUUCUAUUUUAAUUUAAUAAAAUUAUUUUGUAUUUAAUAAAAAUUUGAAAACUUCUUCGCUGUCUUCCAGAAAUAUUUAUGCAAAGUAUUACAAAAAAUUUUACGAAUUUAUUCAAAUCAAACUCCUAAAAAAUUAUUACAACAAUUUGAUUAAGAUAAAUUGUUAUACAUAAGACAAAUUUUGCGGACAAAUUUUGCACAAAAAAUGUCUAUCUAUAAGGAUUUGCCUGAGGAGCAUCCAAGAAAAUUAAUACCAGAUUUAUGUCGUCAGUUUUAUAAUUUAGGAUGGGUAACUGGUACAGGUGGUGGAAUAAGUAUUAAGUUAGAUAAUGAUAUUUAUAUCGCUCCAUCGGGUGUUCAAAAAGAGCGUAUACAACCUGAAGACUUAUUUGUUCAAAAUAUUGAAGGUGACGAUUUACAAUUGCCACCAGAAUAUAAAAAAUUAACAAAAAGUCAAUGCACACCUUUAUUUAUGCUUGCCUAUAAACAUAGAGGUUCUGGUGCUGUUAUUCAUUCUCAUUCACAGAAUGCUGUAAUGGCAACAUUGUUGUGGCCAGGAAAAGAAUUCCGUUGUACUCAUUUAGAGAUGAUUAAGGGAAUUUAUGAUGAAGAAAAAUUACGACAUUUAAGAUAUGAUGAACAAUUAAUUGUGCCAAUAAUUGAAAAUACAAGUUUUGAAAAGGAUUUAGCUGAUACAAUGUAUUCUGCUAUGCAAGAAUAUCCAGGGACAAGUGCUAUAUUAGUACGACGUCAUGGUGUUUAUGUAUGGGGUAGUACAUGGCAAAAGGCAAAAACUAUGGCUGAAUGUUAUGAUUAUUUAUUUCAAGUGGCCGUUGAAAUGAAGAAAUGUGGAUUGAAUCCAGAAAAAACAGCAGAAUAGUGUACAAUUUUUUAAAAUAAGGAAUUUUUAGGUGUAAACGUAAACAAUUACUCCAAUCAUCAUAUUAUUAAUCUACUAUUAAAAAUCAUUGAAAAAAAUGAAAAAUUUCUUAUAUAUAUAUAUAUAUAUUUAACUUUUGUCGAAUAUAUAACUUUUACUAGACUUUACUUAAGUAACAAUGUAAAAAGAAAAAAAUUUUUUCCGUAAAUUAUCAAAAAUUUAUAAAAGAAAAAUAUGCCUAUGUAGUUCCUUUUGAAGUUUCUUUAUUAUGCUCAACUCUUUUUUGUAGAGUAAAGUUAAUUCUAUCAGAUUGAUAUAUUGAUCUUAUUACAUUAAAUUAAAUAUUUAAAAAUAUUAAUAAAAAAGAAAAUUUUACAAAAAAAAAAAAAAAUAAUGUGAUUAUAGUCAAAUAUAUAUUAUUAAAAUAAUAUUGUAGAAGCGCAACUUAUAUACAAACAAUUUUAAAAAUAUUUAUGGUAGAAAAGAAAGAUAUUAUGGUCGGAAUAUUUAUGGUAGAAGAGCUAUCACAUACAUUUUAUUCAUAUUAUUAAAUUUAUUCAAUAGUAGCAAAGAAGAAUGUGAACUAUAUUACUAAAAAAAUUUGAACUUAUUUAAAAUAAAAUUUGGAUAUUUUAAAAAGUUUCUACAAUAUUUUGUAUAUUAUAAUCACAUUAUUAUUUUUUCAAUAUACAUAAAUAUUUAAAAUGCUUUAAAAAUAUUUAUAAUAUUAUGUCAAAACACCAAUUUUAAGGCUAAUGAAAUAAGUUUUUUUUUUAUUUCGAUAAUAAAAAAAGGAGUUUAAAUCCGAAUUUUUAAGAAAUCUUUAAAACAGCAUUUUGUUAUUUCAAUUAAAAAAAAAACGAAAAGAAAUAAUAAUUGAAAUAAAUUAAUAAAUAAUUCAAAUUA
This is a messenger RNA of Condylostylus longicornis, 1892 nucleotides long. Its product is annotated as probable methylthioribulose-1-phosphate dehydratase. The record is from RefSeq and is a predicted model, not a curated record. The transcript is spliced from 7 exons. The coding region runs from base 312 to 986 and encodes 224 amino acids. Gene Ontology annotation, molecular function: methylthioribulose 1-phosphate dehydratase activity; metal ion binding. NCBI's taxonomy places the organism in Eukaryota, Metazoa, Arthropoda, Insecta, Diptera, Dolichopodidae. Gene Ontology annotation, cellular component: cytoplasm.